AUGGCAGCAGACAUUGCAGAAGGUGCAGAGCACCCUCUUGAGCGUGCCCACUUCUGGUCAGUGGCGAGCAUCACUUGGCUCACCCCUCUGGCACGGAAAGCUGUAAAGGGCAACCUACAAGUCCAUGAUGUUUGGAAAGCACCUGCAGGACAAACGGUGGACACAGCCGUGCAUCGCUUCAAGCUUGCUUGGGAGGUGGAGCAGCAGAGGAAAACCCCGUCGGUCGCCAGGGCCAUGAUUCGCGCGAACGCAGGUCGCGUGGCGGCUUCUGCAUCCCUGCUGCUCCUGUUCAUGAGCGUGCAGUUGGCCCAGCCACUCUUCAUCCAGAGCUUGGUGAGUUUUCUCAACAAGCCCGCGGCCGCUCCAGGUGAAGGCUGGCUGAUGGCUUCCCUGAUCUUCACUUCGGCCCUGGCAUCCUCGGUUCUCGUCUCCGAAUUCUUCCGACAUGGCUUUGUCUUGGGAGUACUCUCGAGGACUGCUGCCAUGAGUGCCAUCUACGAGAAGGCUAUCAACAUGUCUGUGCUGGCACGAUCUGGCGGCUCCACCGGCAAAACCACGAACUUGAUGGCCGUUGACGCUGAGAAGUUCGUUAUGGCCUCCCAAGUCUUUCAUUUUCUCUGGAUCAGCCCGGUGAUGAUGAUAUUAUGUGGAAUUGUCAUGUGGUUCCGCAUCGGCCCCGCAGGAUUUAUUGGUUUGGCCUUCCUAUUCGUGACAGUUCCGGUUCAACACCUCCUCGCGAAGAGAGGAGGCCAGAUUCGCGUGAAAGCCCUGGCCUUCACUGAUGAGCGAAUGAAAUUCGUCACUGAAGUGGUGCAGGGUAUCCGAGUGGCCAAGCUCUACGCAUGGGAAGCUGCCAUUUUCCAGUAUGUUGCUUCGCUCAGACGGCGCGAGUGUGCAAAGCUCUGCGCCUCCCUCUUGAUGAAGAUCGCCGUGCGCGAGGGCAUCCUCUUAGUAGCGCCAGCAGUUGCCCUGGGGCUGAUUCUGGCCGGGAAGAUGUGGCAGGAUGGGGAGCUGGAACUGUCGGAGGCCAUCAUGAUCCUUGGACUGCUGAAUACCCUCAGGUUUCCGAUGAACUUGCUGGCGACGUCCUUUGCCGCAACUCAAGACUGUCUCGUAGCAGCAAAGCGAAUCUCAGCAUUUCUCCUGCUUGAAGAGAGUCGUCGGCGCGCUGAAGGCCCCAAAAACGACCCGGAGUAUUCGGCUCUUGCCACUUUUGCCGAGGGGGUUGUGUGUUGCUGGGAUCCCGCCCUGACGUUUCGCCUGCGGAUCCCUACUUGUCGGGUGGUUCGGGGCAGCCGAGUCGCCAUCCUCGGCCCGGUGGGCUCUGGCAAGACCUCCUUCCUGUCGAUGCUGCUAGAUGAGAUGCACCUUCUUCAAGGCCGCAGCUUUCUGGAUGGCCGGGUGGCCUACAUGGCCCAGGUGCCCUGGAUCCAGAAUGCCAGUUUGCGAGCAAACAUCCUCUUCGGCCUGCCCAUGGAUGAGGACAUCUACGAUGAAACUCUCGAAGCUGCAGCGCUGCAGACUGACUUAGAAGCCUUGUUGGAUGGAGACCUGACAGACAUCGGAGAGCGUGGAAUCAACCUCUCUGGUGGGCAGAAAGCUCGAGUGGGCUUGGCACGUUGCUUGUAUGCAGCUGCAACAAGGAAUGCUGAUGUUGUCAUGUUGGACUCCCCCUUUGCUGCCUUGGACACGCUGACGGCGCAGACUGUUGUUGAGGGCCUCAUCCGUAUGACCAGUGGUUGCACGUUGGUGUGCGCCAUGUCCUCCCACACCCAUCUCUUGCGGAACUUCGAAAGGAUUCUCAUCAUGAGUGAUGGGGAGAUCCUUGAGGAUGGGUCCCCGGAAGAGCUGCGCCAGCAAGUUGGACUUCUUCCCCACGUGGACACAGCUGAGCCGACACAGACCAAGCCCAUCGAAUCUAUGAAGUCGCCGACCAAGGCCCCAAAAGACGCAUCUCGGCGUUUGAUGCGAGCAGACACAGUAGCUCAGACCUUCCCGCUCACUGCUCUGGGCAAAUGGCUUGGAGGGCCUCGCGGGCGUUCGCAACGGGGUUUACUCAUUGGUGUGCCCAUUUGCCUUAUCUUCUUGGCAGGACAGGGUUGUCGCGUCAUCACCGAUGUGAGCCUCACUGAAUGGGCCGCUGGCCAGUCGGACUUCUCCACUUCUUUAGUCUUGCUUGCUGUGCUGGUGGCCCUGUUGGUGCUGCGCAUAAGCUGUUGUGCACUGGCCAGCUUUCGUGCCGCACGGCUCCUGCACAAUGAUAUGUUCUGGCGUCUCCUGAGGGCACCUGUCACGACAUACUUUGACAUAGUGACGACCGGAGAAAUCUGCAAUAAGUUUUCCAAAGAUCUGGAGUUCACGGACACUCAACUGCCGGAGCUUUUAACUCAGUUCUUGUCGAACUGUUCGCAGCUAUUCAUCAUCUUCGGGCUGACCAUCUUCGCCGUGCCGUGGUUCGCUGCCAUUCUAUGCUUGCUGUCUGUUGUCUUCGUCAUCGUUGCCGUUCAGUCGGGAUAUCUCUUGCGUGCUCUACAGCGUUUUGAAAGUGCGUCGAAGUCUCCGAUCUACACCUCUUUCUCGGAGACGUUGUCGGGCUUGCAGACAAUCUGUGCUUGGGGACAUCAGGAACGUUUUCAGGAAACCCACACGAAGAUUAUGCGGCACAACCUUCGCUUCUUCCACGCAGCCAGCAUGUCAGACAUUUGGCUCCAGUUUCGCCUGGAACUCUUGACCGUGGUCAUCAUCGGCAGCUUCACAUUCCUGGCUGUCGCCCUCCGAAGCUCCAUAGAUGGCAACACCGUGGGUUUGGCGCUUGUCUAUGCGAUACAGAUGACGGCGAUGUUCCAGAGAUGCACGAAGCUGGCAAUCCUUAUCGGGCAGAUGCUGACCGCUUGCGAGCGUGUGCUGAGUUUCGAGAAAGCUCCACAAGAGCCUGAUCUGGUACAUCCACAGGACGUCAAGCUGCAGGAGUGGCCCCAAGGAUCCAUCGCCUUCACUGAUGUUUCUGUGCAGUACCGGGAUGGUGACCUCGUCUUGAAGGAUGUUUGCUUUUCUGUUAAUGCGGGUACUCGCGUAGGAAUUUGCGGACGAAGUGGCGCCGGUAAAUCCAGCAUAGUGAUGGCUUUGUUUCGCAUGGUGGACCCGUGUGGAGGCAAAAUCAUGAUUGACGGGGUCGACAUCGCGACGGUUGGCGUGCACACCCUGCGGAAAAAUCUGGCCAUCAUCCCACAGGAGCCCAUCGUCUUCAGUGGCUCUUUGCGCUCCAACUUGGACCCAUUUCGGCAGGCUUCGGACGACACCGUGCUCACAGGCGCACUGGAGCAGGUGGGUCUACAGGGUCUUGUGAAGGAGGCCGGCUUGGAGAUGGCGAUUGCCGAACAGGGUGGGAAUCUGUCGCAGGGUCAGCGACAGCUGCUGUGCAUUGCCAGGGCUUUCGUCAGGAAGAACCGGAUCAUGGUUCUGGACGAAGCCACCUCUUCUGUAGAUGAGCAGACAGAUGGUCUCAUAAAGAAUCUGCUCCAAGCGCACUGGUCCCGAGGUCAUCACAAGUGUACUGUCCUCACUGUCGCCCACCGCUUAAGCACCAUACUGGAUUAUGACAGGAUUCUGGUGCUGAACAAGGGCGAGGUUGUUGAGUUCGAUGCUCCCUCCGAGCUCCUCUCGCGGCCUGAAGGUCACUUUGCUUCGAUGGCGAAGGAGACCCUCCAGCCCGAGAAGUUCACCAAGGCUUCCCUCUAA
This is a messenger RNA of Symbiodinium sp. CCMP2592, 3738 nucleotides long. Lineage: Eukaryota; Dinophyceae; Suessiales; Symbiodiniaceae. The record is from the annotation of a GenBank genome assembly.